Messenger RNA from Echinostoma caproni, 717 nucleotides. Lineage: Eukaryota; Metazoa; Platyhelminthes; Trematoda; Plagiorchiida; Echinostomatidae. The record is from the annotation of a GenBank genome assembly.
AUGGACCGCGAAUCCAGUCCCGUACAAUUGGCUUGGUUCCGUCACACAAUUGGUCCGGCUGCUUUGCGUGUCGUAAAUGGAUUCACUUACAGUCCGGAUGAGGACCGUGGAUAUUGGCAGGUGGUGAUAUCGAAGAUGGAACAGUACUGUUUUGGCGAAUCCAACGAGACUUACGAACGAGACAUUUUCAACCAGAGGAGACAGCAGCAUGCUGAUCGUGUCAAUAGUGUACAACUACCGGCCAAACAGAAAGGCAUAUUUGCAAAAAUGUUGGUAACUGGGGAAGAAGUAACGUUCCAACUAGAUUCUGGUGCGUCCGUCAACAUAAUACCGAAAAAUUGUCCACCCGAUACCAAAUUGGAUCCUACCCAGACGAGAUUAGUUAUGUGGAACGAUGCAAACGUGGAGCCGAAAGGAGAAACCACUAUUACACUGAAGAAUCCUAGGAAUGGAGUCUCUUCUGUCGUGAGUUUUGUCGUCGUGGAGCCGGGUUAUGUUCCAAUUCUUGGAUACGAGUCCAUCGAGCGACUUGGUUUGGUAUCGUUUAACUAUGAUUCAUUUUUUCAUCACGUUUGUAAAGACCGUGAAUACUACCUGAAAAAGUAUGCCUCUGCUUCCGAUGGGAAACUGGAAAAGUUGCCAGGAACUGACACUUCACAUAAACGACGCAGCCGAGCCCGUUGUUUUACCAACGCGGCGGACCCCACUUGCUGUUAA